GUAUACCGCAGCAUGGUGGGGGCGGACGGGUGGUGCCGGCACUACGACAAGGACACUCGAGCAUGCCGCAUAUACCACUCCCGCCCUCGCUUCUGCCGAGUGGAAGCGGAUGUUUUUUGGGACCUGUACCGUAUUGCACCGCAUCAACUGGCAGCCAUGGCGAGAAG
Molecule: messenger RNA, 167 nt
Organism: Closterium sp. Yama58-4
Lineage: Eukaryota; Viridiplantae; Streptophyta; Zygnematophyceae; Desmidiales; Closteriaceae
Source: the annotation of a GenBank genome assembly